Messenger RNA from Orycteropus afer afer, 1452 nucleotides. Its product is annotated as probable small intestine urate exporter. Gene Ontology annotation, molecular function: transmembrane transporter activity. The record is from RefSeq and is a predicted model, not a curated record. Gene Ontology annotation, biological process: monoatomic anion transport; transmembrane transport. Lineage: Eukaryota; Metazoa; Chordata; Mammalia; Tubulidentata; Orycteropodidae.
UCCAAUGAUGGGAAUUUACACAUGGUUCAAGAGCAAACCUUCAGGAAAGGAUUUUGUUCUGUCCGUUAUGGGCUGGCCCUCAUUUUGCAGCUCUGUAAUUUUGCCACUUACACGCAACAAAUGAUCAUGAGCAUUGCCAUGCCAGCUAUGGUGAACCACACAUCCCAACCCAGCCAUCACAAUGCCUCCACAGAGAGGCCCCUCUCUGGCUCCCAGGACUACUGGAAUGAAACUCUAACAGAAUUUAAAGAUGUGGCCCCAGUGUAUGACUGGAGUCCUGAAAUCCAGGGAAUCAUCCUCAGCUCUCUCAACUAUGGCUCUUUCCUAGCCCCAAUCCCCACUGGAUAUGUGGCUGGAAUAUUUGGAGUCAAGCAUGUGGUUGGUGCUGGCUUGUUCAUUUCCUCAGCCCUGACCCUGUUCAUUCCACUGGCAGCAAAUACUGGAGUGACUUUAGUCAUCGUCAUUCGAGUUGUCCAAGGCAUAGCACAGGUUAUGGUAACAACAGGUCAGUAUUCAAUUUGGGUCAAAUGGGCUCCUCCACUUGAAAGGAGUCAACUCACCAGCAUUGCUAUAUCAGGGGCAUUGCUGGGGUCCUUCAUCAUCUUCGCUGUUGGUGGUCUCCUCUGCCAGGCCAUAGGAUGGCCUUAUAUCUUCUACAUCUCUGGUGGAAUUGGUUGUACCUGUUGUCUUCUCUGGUUUCCUCUUGUUUAUGAUGACCCUACGAAUCAUCCCUUUAUCAGCCCUGGUGAGAAGACAUACAUCAUGUGUGCAUUGGCCCAACAGGAUUGUUCUCCAGGCUGGUCUCUUCCUGUUAAGGCUAUGAUCAAAUCUCUACCACUUUUGGCCAUUUUAGUCUUUUAUUUCUCUCACUACUGGCAUUUUUAUAUCAUGAUGGGGUAUAUGCCAACAUACAUCAGCUCUGUACUUCAAGCUAACCUCAGAGAUAGUGGGAUCCUAUCUGCCCUUCCGUUUAUAUCUGGCUUCAUCUGUGUUAUUCUUGGAGGUCUAUUGGCAGAUUUCCUCCUUUCCAGAAAAAUUCUCCGACUCAUCACUGUAAGGAAACUCUUCACUGCCGUAGGAACCCUCCUACCAUCCCUGCUCAUAGUGUUUCUGUACUGGGUCAGAUCCAGUGUCAGAACCACUGUGACCUUCUUGGUACUCUCUGCUGGCCUCAGCAGCUUCUGUGACUCAGGAGUCUUUGUUAACAUCUUGGAUAUUGCUCCUCGAUACACAGGCUUUCUUAAGGGACUAUCACAAAUCUUUGCACACAUAGCUGGAGCCAUCUCUCCUACCACUGCUGGAUUUUUCCUCAGUCAGGAUUCAGAGUUGGGUUGGAGAAAUGCCUUCUUGCUUUCGGCUGCUAUCAACAUAUUGGGCCUGGCCUUCUACCUCAUCUUCGGCAAAGCACAUGUUCAGGACUGGGCUAAAGAGCAGACAAUCACCCACUUCUGA